CAGAGGCUGCUGGGCAUGCUCAGUGGGCAGGACCCGUUAGAGUGGCGAGUAAGGAAGCGUUGGCUCUUCUCCGGGUCUGCCUUCCCCGGUUCAGGCCCCGGCCCUGGGCUUUUGUGUGUGCGGAGCUGCAGCCGCCGCUGCCUCCCCGCGGGGCCGCCCGACCCCAGAUGCCGUGUGGCCUGUCCGGUGUCCGCCGUUAACCUCGCCGCGCGGCCGGAGGAGGAGCGGGGCGGGGCGGGGCCGGCGGGCCGGCAGCCGGGCGGGCAGGAGGGCCCCGCCGGGGGUGGGGGCGGCACAGGCACCAAGAUGUCCAACCGAGUGGUCUGCCGGGAAGCCAGUCACGCCGGGAGCUGGUACACAGCCUCAGGACCGCAACUGAAUGCACAGCUAGAAGGUUGGCUUUCACAAGUACAGUCCACAAAAAGACCUGCUAGAGCCAUUAUUGCACCCCAUGCAGGGUAUACGUACUGUGGGUCUUGUGCUGCUCAUGCUUACAAACAAGUGGAUCCAUCUAUUACCCGGAGAAUUUUCAUCCUUGGGCCUUCUCAUCAUGUGCCCCUUUCUCGAUGUGCACUUUCCAGUGUGGAUAUAUAUAGGACACCUCUGUAUGACCUUCGUAUUGACCAAAAGAUUUACGGAGAACUGUGGAAGACAGGAAUGUUUGAACGAAUGUCUCUGCAGACAGAUGAAGAUGAACACAGUAUUGAAAUGCAUUUGCCUUAUACAGCUAAAGCCAUGGAAAGCCAUAAGGAUGAGUUUACCAUUAUUCCUGUAUUGGUUGGAGCUCUGAGUGAGUCAAAAGAACAGGAAUUCGGAAAACUCUUCAGUAAAUAUCUAGCGGAUCCUAGUAAUCUCUUUGUGGUUUCUUCUGAUUUCUGCCAUUGGGGUCAAAGGUUCCGUUACAGUUACUAUGAUGAAUCCCAGGGGGAGAUUUAUAGAUCCAUUGAACAUCUAGAUAAAAUGGGUAUGAGUAUUAUAGAACAAUUAGACCCUGUAUCUUUUAGCAAUUACUUGAAGAAAUACCAUAAUACUAUAUGUGGAAGACAUCCCAUUGGGGUGUUAUUAAAUGCUAUCACAGAGCUGCAGAAGAAUGGAAUGAAUAUGAGCUUUUCCUUUUUGAAUUAUGCCCAGUCAAGCCAGUGUCGAAACUGGCAAGACAGUUCAGUGAGUUAUGCAGCUGGAGCACUCACGGUUCACUGAAGCUCUGAAUCCUCAGGGAUGCCACCUGCACAUACUCAUACUCUGUCCAGGGUCCCAGCCUAACCCUUACCAAGAUACUGGUCCUGGUUUGGGGGGAUUCUGAAACCUCAAACUAAUAGAACUUUCUUCUCUUCUUUUCUAGUAGGUGUAGUCCUUCCUUAAUUUCAACUCAUUAAAAAAAUGCUUUAUAGUUUAGAGCAGUGGAAGGAAGGCUGGCAUCAAAAUAUUUUGAUCAAAAAAAAAAAAAAAGGCAAUGUAAAGGCACAGUUGUGGCAGUCAGUUUUUUGAAAGUAACUUGUAAAGCAUUUACCAUAUCCUAAAUUUGCACUCUUUGCAGACUUGUGCACAUAUACUCCGCUUUCAGAAUAGUUUUGCAAAUUGUACACAAACAAACAAAAAGGGUGGAAGCUUUUUAAUAAAGAAAUUGCAUUUAUAAAUGAUCUGUAUUAGAAUAUAAAAAUCUCCAGUUAUAGUCAAUUACUACCCGUGUUGUACAACAGAUACCUUCUAUUUUAGUUGCUAAUAAAGGGCUACACAACUCAAAA
Balaenoptera ricei (Rice's whale) is the source of this 1745-nucleotide messenger RNA. RefSeq names its product mediator of cell motility 1 (gene MEMO1). NCBI's taxonomy places the organism in Eukaryota, Metazoa, Chordata, Mammalia, Artiodactyla, Balaenopteridae. The record is from RefSeq and is a predicted model, not a curated record. The transcript has 10 exons. Bases 16 to 1200 code for a protein of 394 amino acids.